CCGGCGCGAUGGCGGCCAAGGCGGUCCGGGUGCGGGCCGCGCGCGGCGGGCGCAAGUACGGGCUGGCGGCGGGGAGCCUCCCGGAGCUGCUGCGCAAGGCCUCCCGGCUGGAGGGGCGGGGCGGGGCGCGCUGCCGGCUGGGUCGCUACGAGGACGGCGGCGAGGUCGGCGAGGCCGGCUUCCGCGCCCUGCCCGAGGACGCCGAGCUGAUCGUGCUGCCCGCCGGGGAGGAGUGGCGCGGCUAUGUCAGCGAGAUCGAGCGCUUUCUGAAUACUUUUUCCAGCUCUUCCUCUGGCGUCAUUCGUGCAGCUCAGGGGCUUCUGUCAGGCGAGGCAGCUCCUAAGAGGUGCAGGUUGCUGGCUGACCUGAUUCAGAAUCUCAGUGAAAAUAUUUCUGCAGAAAGCAGAAAGGAAGACGAGAUGUGGUUCAAAGGGGUUGAAUCUCGGUUUAAGACCAAGUCCAGCUAUAUGCGCCAUAGCUGUGAGAGCAGAAUCCGUGGAUACAUGAAGGAGGUUGGGGCCUACGUUUCUGCUGUCCCUCCUGCCCUCCAGAUGAAAUUCAACGGGAUCACAGAAGCAAUGCUGAGGAAACUGAAGUUGGAAAAAUACAAUGGCUUUUAUUUUGACCGUGGGGAGGAGGAGAAGCCCUGCCUUUGCACGCCAGAAGGCUGGUUCUCUUGCCAAGGCCCUUUUGACACAGAAAACUGCUCCUGGAGACACUCCAUCAACCCCUACGGGAACAGAGAAAGCCGGAUCCUCUUCAGCACAUGGAACCUCGAUCACAUGAUUGAGAAGAAACGGGUCAUCCUCCCCACGUUAGCAGAGGCCGUUAAAAACUGUGACGGAAAGGAAAUUGACUGGGAAUAUUUUUACCGGCUCUUGUUCACUGUUGACAAUCUGAAGCUCGUGCACAUCGUCUGCCACAAUAAAACGGUCCACAACCUCAGUUGCGACAAAGCGAAGAUCUACCGUAAACGAAAACGCCUCCGCAAGGUCUGAAGGGGAAGCCUCUUUGCGGCCAGUCCCCAGGGCACCGGGUUCAAAACAGCAGUGGUACUUUCCAAGGAACUGGACAAUGCUGUGGGUUUCCCUGGCAUGGAGAGCUAUUUCCUAGGGCCUGUGCUGUCUCUCCAAUCAAGUCAGAUUUUUACUUCUUGGAAAGCCUGGGGCAGAACUGGAGGCUCGACCCUGCCCACUUCUCAAGGCCCGGGUCCUCUUGCAUUUAACAGGGCGGAGGAUGUUUUGAGAACUUUGGGGGAAAUGCAAAGGUUGAGGCUGGCACAAGGCAAUGGAGCUGAGCUUGGGCAGGCAGCUGCUUGGGGUUAUGGAUUUGGGAGAGGAACCUCAGCUGCUGUCUGCACAUGCAGAGUGUGCCCCAGUUGACAUAAUAUAGAACUUUGCCUGGCCACAGGGCCACUUUCGUUACUUAAACGGUGCAAAGGCUCAUUUUUAUUCCAUUCCAUUUUUAACAACAUUAAUUACGGUGAAUAUUCUUGCAUGCCCGUUGCCCCCUUCCAGUCAUGAAAGGCUGCAAUCUGGUAGACGUUUUUGGAAAUCUGUUGAAACCCCACGCAAGCUGGAAUCUUGCAGAAACUGAUUUGAUUGCAGGGUCUAAUGGAUUGUGUGGACCCAGAAAAGGGGGUUAAUUCAGUAACCAGCAAGUCACAGCCGGUGAUACCAAUUUGCUGUGUUGGGGAAAUCCUACCAGGAUUCAAACAAUAGGUUCCGGUAUCAUUUCAGCUGGGGGAAAAAACGGGCAGGAGGCGUUGGCCCUUCACUUAAUUUCUUUAAAAAGGGGAUGGAGGCCAUCUUGAGUAUUUUGAUAGGGCAUCAAGCCCAGUUCUUGAAGAUGAAGAUCAUCCAUUUUUGGACCUGCUCCUGGAUUUAAUGGCCCGUGCAUUGGGUCUUCCCUCUUUAGCCUGCCAGCUAGAUUAUAUUUUAUAAAUAAAUUUUAUUUUGUAAUUUUGGCAUGACUGAUCCAGCUGCACCAGCUCAGCUCUCAGGGAUUAAAGCAGUUCCUUUCAUUCGUUAUGGCUAUUUGGCUUUAAUAAUAAAGCUUUAUUGUUAUGGUGGUAUCAGGAAGCUAAAUGAUGUGAAAUCUUGUAGCUAAUAAAAACGUGAAUGCUGAUAG
Messenger RNA from Candoia aspera, 2130 nucleotides. It is a transcript of the gene DFFB, whose product is annotated as DNA fragmentation factor subunit beta. Gene Ontology annotation, cellular component: nucleus; cytoplasm. Gene Ontology annotation, biological process: apoptotic DNA fragmentation; apoptotic process. The transcript has 6 exons. NCBI's taxonomy places the organism in Eukaryota, Metazoa, Chordata, Lepidosauria, Squamata, Candoiidae. Bases 9 to 998 code for a protein of 329 amino acids. The record is from RefSeq and is a predicted model, not a curated record. Gene Ontology annotation, molecular function: DNA endonuclease activity.